AUGGCUUCAGAAAAACGCCUUCGUCGGAUAUCACAAUCCAACCCGCGUUCUCCAACAAGCCCCAAAGCAAACGGUCCUAAACGCUCCACCAGCAUCCGCCGCGCUUACAACUACUUCUUCCACCCAGAGGGAGAGGUGAAGCACAACAGAUCAGUUCCCGAAAAGCAGCCCGAACAAAAGAGUUCCGCAGAACCUUCGAAGCCACCACAGUCACCCGCAUCUCAGAUCGAUAGCCUUCAGAGGGAAUUGCAACAAUGUCGGAAAGAUCUAGAAGAGGCUCGGGAGAUGGUUCUGUCCCAGGACAAAGAAAUCACGCUCCAAGAAGAGAUCCGUCAAAAGCGAGAAGAGGAGUAUAAGGCGAAAGAGGAUGCACUCAAAAAGAGAAAGGCAACACUGGAGGAGAACAUGGUCACUGAAGUCGUGCAACAAAUCAAAGAUGCACAAAAGGCUGAGCGGGAAGCCGUCAGAGCAGAGCUUACUCAGGAGCACCAAGCCAGUUUGGACGGCAUCCACCACAAAUACAAGUCCAGAGUGGCUAUCAUGACUCAAGAGCUGCAUGACGCAAGAGCUGGAAAUGAGUUCCUCAAAGCCGACUAUGAGUCUCAAAUCUCGACUCUUCGUGCCCAAGUGGCCUCCAAUUCCAAUGAUCUUGAAGCUGCCAAGAGUGCUCUGGCAGAAACCACCGACACCCUGAAAAAUGUGCAGCAGGUCUCCACCCAAGCACUUGAACAAUCUCAACAUGCUACAUCCUCCCUUCGAUCUGAACUAGAAACUCAGAUUGCCGCACUGACAGCAGAACUAUCAAGUGCCCAGUCAGGACUUCAGACUGCCGAGUUGAAUAUCGACGAGCAUGUCAAACGUUACGCAGAGCUUCAGGCUUCCUCGGCGCAAGUACUGGAGGAGGCUGAUCAAUCACUCGCAUCUACCAAAACACAAUUAGAAGCUCAAAUUGAAAUGCAACAAGGAGAGCUUUCUGUGGCAACAGAAUCCCUCACUGCUGCCACCGCCAAGGACGAGGCUGGUAUAUCAGCCCGGAAAGUGCUAGAGGAUGAUCUAGCAUCUGCUAAGACCCAGAUCGCAGAACUCACUACAAGCUUGGAAGACUUUUCCGAAGUUAAAGAGGCUCUUACUCAGUCUCAAGCCAAAGUGGCAGACCUGGCAAAGCAAGUUGAGGACUAUUCCGCCGUUCAGGCUGCCCUUGAUGCGUCUGUUGCAAAGGUUCUCCACCUCAGCUCGGAACUGGAAACUGCAACAUCCUACAAGCAAGACCUUGAGGCAUCUACAACUAAAGUUGCUGAAUUAACCGAGGAGCUUGAGAGUUCCGCAGGUGCCAAAGUGUCCCUAGCAGCUGCGGAGGCCAAGAUCAAGGAGCUUCAAACUGAAUUGGACACAUUUUCUCAGCUCAAGACCGAGCAUGAGGCUGAGAAAGAGCGUUCAGCCAAUCUCACCAAUGACAUCGAAGCUCAUCUUGCCUCCAUUGCAGAGCUUGGUCAGAAACAUCAGGAUGCGGAAGCUCGAGCUUCAGCAUCAGAGAACAAUCAUCAAUCACUUGCUACCGAGCUGGAAGCUUUGAAAGCAGAGCUUGCAGGUGAACUUUCUAACCAUGGUGUUACCAAAGACGAAUACGAGAAAGUGAGAGCUGCAAUAGCUGCACUCGAAGAAGCAAAACUGGCUGCUGAUACGAAAGUGACUGAGCUAGAUACAAGCCACACAAAGCUCACAACAGAUCUGACAGCAGCCCAAGAACUUGUGAAAGCUGCCGAUGCUGAUAUGAAGUCUACCCAGGCUGACAAGGUUCGACUGGUUGAAGAAAUAGCAGCGGUAACUGCUGCGAAGAGCGCUUUGGAGAUACAGUUGUCCGAAGCAGACGCAGAAAAGUCAAGGAUGAUUGAAUCCGCGACUACUGCUGGAGCUGAUGUUUCCAAAUUGAAGGAAGAGCUCGAUGCGUUGAAAGCAUCAGGUGAAACGGAGACAGAACAAUCAAAUCUGCUUCAGGCUCAAAAUGCUACAUUGGCCGAGGAAGUAGAGGCUCUGAAAACCCAGAUCACAAACCUGACGGAGUCUGCAAAUGCCGCCACCACCUCAAAGGAUGUUGCAGAGCAGAAACUAGCAAGUAUUGAGUCUGAGAGAAGUACCAUGGCUCAAGAGCUGGAAGCUCUCAAGGCGGCCAGCGGCUCUUCAGAAAUCACUAUCAGUACUCUUGAAGCAGAAAAGUCGAAGCUUGCAGCAGAUCUCGCAACUGCUGAGACUGCUCGCUCCGAAAUCGAAAAAGAAUUACUUGCUGCUCAAACCGCUACAACGUCUAACCAUGAAGCCCUAGAAAAGGCAAACACUGAUGCACAAGCAUCGCUCGCUGAUUUGCAGAGCAAGCUCACCGCGGUCGAGGAAUCUCAUAAGCAGACCUUGGCAGAGUUGGAAGCCUCAAAGGCAGCAUCGGAGACAUUGAAAUCUGAGCUCGAAACGCAGCUUUCUGAGGCUCAAGAGGCUCAAAAGGCUGCUGUCGAAGCUCUCGCUUUAGCACACGAGAGCGGUCAAGACCUAGAACGUGGUACUCAGGAGAAGUUGUUCUUUGCCCAUGCCGCCCAGCUAGCAGCUGAAGAAGCCCUGGCCAAACUGCAAGACGAAACCGCAGCAUCUACAGCCGAUGGCGGAAACAAGCUCAUUGAAGCCGAAGCGGCCCACCAGGCAACCGUGAAGGACUUGACAGCAGCUCGAGAAGCUGCCGAAUCAUCAGUUGCAGCACUGCAACAACAACUCGAAGAGGCAAAAUCUCUGGUUGAUGCCAAUGCAGGCCUCGAAGCAAAGUUGGUGCUCUCCGAAGAGUCAAAGAGUGCCGCAGAGAAAGCUGUCAAGGAGCUUGAACUUUCGAAGACUGAGCUGGAAUCCAAGGUGACAGAGCUUACCGCUACCAAUAAAGGAGAUGCCGAAGCAGAGCUUCGCGUGAAAGAGAUUGAAGCAGAGCUUGCGUCAUCGCGCGCAGAGUAUAGUGCUUCGCAAGUGAAAGUAGAAGGUCUUGAAGAAGAAUUAGAGGCCUUGAAAGCCAGCCAGAGCACUGUUGAGACCGCCGCGGCGGACCUCGAAGUCAAAAACCAGGAGAUUCAAGCCCUUACAGCAAGUAAAUCUGCCGUCGAGUCGGAUCUAAAAGAUGCAGAAUCGAAACUGGAGACACUGCAAACAGAAAUCGAUUCGUUAAAAGCAUCAGUAACCUCCGCCACCGACAAGUCCGAUAAAGACCUCGCCGCCAAACAAGAACAGCUGAAGAGUCAGACUGAAGAACUCGACUCCGCGCGAAAGGAGCUAGCAGACAAGGCCAUCGAAAUUGACGAGCUUAAGGCCAGUCUACUGGCUUCGAAGGCCGCAACACCACCACCGCAAUCGCCAUUAUCACCAACGUCUGCCAGAACGGCAGACGAAGACGAUGACAAAGCCUCUACCGUCGCUAUUGUGAGCAGCGCGAGCAGUGGUGGGAAGAAGAACAAGAAAAAGAACCGCAAGUCCGGUGGCCAGAAGGACCUGGUCAUCCCUGAGAAUGAGACCGUCCCGGGGCCAGCAGACGACGGCAAGUCCGAGACGACGGUCAAGACUGAAGAAGUCGAAGCCAGCCCUGUCAUUGCUGCGGCGCCGGAGGAGAGUGAAGUGGUGAAUUGA
Messenger RNA from Exophiala bonariae, 3648 nucleotides. RefSeq lists its product as uncharacterized. The transcript has a single exon. The record is from RefSeq and is a predicted model, not a curated record. Lineage: Eukaryota; Fungi; Ascomycota; Eurotiomycetes; Chaetothyriales; Herpotrichiellaceae. The coding region runs from base 1 to 3648 and encodes 1215 amino acids.